Molecule: messenger RNA, 348 nt
Organism: Trichomonas vaginalis G3
Lineage: Eukaryota; Parabasalia; Trichomonadida; Trichomonadidae
Exons: 1
Coding region: 1-348 (115 amino acids)
Source: RefSeq, a predicted model, not a curated record
AUGAACGAGGUCAGGAUGUUUGUAAAUACCUUUGAAUUCAUUCAUAACGCCUUAGUAAGAUCACAAAAUGUUUGUUUUGAGGUUGAGCCACUUUUGGCUCGACCGUAUUCUUUCAACCAAAACUCAAGAAUUUUCCUGCGUGAAUUUUGUAUAAAAAGCAACCGUCUGAAUUCCGGCGGUUGCUAUAUUCUUCACAAAAUGCCUUAUAAUACUCUUCGUUCUACAAAGCAAGCAUAUCAUUGGUUUGAAAACCAACAGACAAAAGAACUUUUAGAAGAAUUUCCUCAUAUGAUUGCCUCCCUCGGAAAACCGAGAGAAGAGAUUCCGUAUGAAAAUUCAACAGGUUAG